AUGUUACCUCAACAAUUGCAGUUUUUGCAAGAGAACAAUCUGAUGGACUAUAGCCUACUAAUUGGCAUACAUGAAUUAGGCACGGUUAACGAGAACUCGCCUCCGGUCGAUGAUACUGCCAAUGAACUACCUGGUGGACCUGGUUCCGGUAUGGAAGAUCGAAUGGCAUCUGCCGGUGACGGUCUAGGCACAAUCGCCUCACUUUGGCGUUCCCGCAGACUAUCCGCUUGUCGACCGAAUGUUGUGGAUCCCAAUGCUCCCAUCUCCGGUGGAAACCUGAGUGCCGGGGAUGAGGAUGAAGAUGAGGAUACACUGUUCUGUUCGGAUACCGGAGUGGUACCGAUUGGUGCUUCAGGUAACUUGACACCUCCGGAUAGCCCUACAAAUGAUCCGGGCACCGAACAACCGUUCUGUGGUGACCUACAUCCCAAUCUCGAGUACUAUGCUAUUAAAAGUUCCCCUGAAUCUCCGCGUUCAUUAAUCUAUUUCGUGGCAAUCAUUGACAUACUCACUCGUUACGGAAUGCGCAAACGAACCGCACAAACCUACAAAACGGUGAAACACGGUGCUGGUGCUGACAUAAGCACAGUUAAACCGGAAUUAUACGGCCGACGGUUACUGGAUUUCAUUACGCAAUGUAUUGAGUAA
Molecule: messenger RNA, 648 nt
Organism: Echinostoma caproni
Lineage: Eukaryota; Metazoa; Platyhelminthes; Trematoda; Plagiorchiida; Echinostomatidae
Source: the annotation of a GenBank genome assembly